Molecule: messenger RNA, 1599 nt
Organism: Saimiri boliviensis boliviensis (Bolivian squirrel monkey)
Lineage: Eukaryota; Metazoa; Chordata; Mammalia; Primates; Cebidae
Gene: NDUFA10
Product: NADH:ubiquinone oxidoreductase subunit A10
Biological process (GO): mitochondrial electron transport, NADH to ubiquinone
Cellular component (GO): respiratory chain complex I; cytoplasm
Source: RefSeq, a predicted model, not a curated record
CCCGCCCGCAGGGCCGCGCGCCCGCGGUGUCCGCGGAAGCCCCCGAGGGUCUCGGCGCGGCCCCGCCCCCACGCGCCGCUGGAACGUUCCCGACAGGCGCCGCGGGCACCCCGGCCGUGACGUCACAGCGGCGCGCCGGCCGCAGGAGAGGGCCCCGCGGCGACCGCGUCCCCUUGGGUCCUUGAGCCCGAGCUGACGGGGUAGCCAUGGCCUCCCGGCUGCUGAGACUGGCCCCGAAGUCGGCGGCCGCGCGGGUCCUGGCGGCGAGCGUGCAGCGCGCGGAAGGAAUUCACACCAGUGCGCGGCGUGAGCUGCGAUACGGAAUGUGGAACUACCUACUUUGGGACAGAGCCAGCAAAAGAAUGACAGAACGCAGCAUAGUGAUAACUGUGGAUGGCAACAUAUGCUCUGGGAAAGGCAGAGUUGCAAAACAAAUAGCAGAGCAACUAGGCUUAAAGCACUUUCCCGAAGCAUGUAUACACUAUGCAGAACUCACCAGAGGAGAUGGGAAGCCCCUCGACAUAGCCUAUGGUGGCAACUGCACUUUGGAGAAAUUCUAUGAUGAUCCGCGAAGCAAUGACGGCAACAGCUACCGCCUGCAGUCCUGGCUGUACUGCAAUCGCCUGCUGCAGUACUCGGACGCCUUGGAGCACCUGCUGAGCACAGGACAAGGUGUUGUGUUGGAGCGCUCCAUCUUCAGUGACUUUGUGUUCCUGGACGCCAUGUACAACCAGGGCUACAUCCGAAAGCAGUGUGUGGAGCACUACAACGAGGUGAAGAAUGUCACCAUCUGCGAAUACCUGCCUCCCCACCUGGUGAUCUACCUGGAUGUGCCAGUUCCAGAGAUCCAGCGUCGGAUUCAGCAGAAGGGAGAUCCACAUGAAAUGAAGGCCACCUCUGCCUAUCUGCAGGACAUUGAGAAUAGCUAUAAGAAAACCUUCCUCCCUGAGAUGAGUGAAAAAUGUGAGAUUUUACAGUAUUCUGCAAGGGAAGCUGAAGAUUCAGUAAAGGUGAUAGAGGACAUUGAAUACGUUAAGUUCGAGAAAGGGCCAUGGCUGGAGCAGGACGAUCUGACUUUACACCACCUGCGAUUGCGGUGUCAGGAUAAGCAGCAGGUGGUGCAUUACACAGCCAUUCCCAUCCUUAUCCCAGAAGUCACCGUUGGAGCUCAUCAGAGUGACCGUAUCGUACAGGAGUUCUACAACCUGCCAGGCCGCAAGUACAGCAGAGGGUUCAACGCCGACGUAGGAGACAAGUGGAUCUGGCUGAAGUGAACGGCGCCCUCCGCUCCAGCCGCGUCGGCCAGACUCUCCUGGACACCGUAGAGCGUUAAGAUGGGGGCUCGGUGGAGGGAGUGGCCGCACAGAAGCAGUCCGUCCUGUAGUGUAGGGAAUGGCGUCGGGAAGCAGCGUCCCUCAGGUGUUCGGACCCUCUAGCUUUGUUUUAGAAUGACCCAUCGUUCUCACUGGAAAACAGUGGGCCGCUGCGCAAGGCCGGCUCGGGGCGGCCCCUGUGGUUCCAGCGCGGCUGCUCUGUGUCACGCAGGCUCUGUACAUUGUUUUUCUUCAGAAUUCCAGAAAUAAAAGUGUUUCCAUGGAA